CACGAUACAGAGGGCAAGCCGUGUCGAAGAAAAGGGUCUUGCAAAAAGAAGGGCCAUCGAACCGGUCGAUCGUAUGGAUUGUGAAGCCAGCCUGGAGAUGAGUAGUCAAGGAAAACAAGAAGCAAGAGUUAGGCCGCGCACCAUUCUAACAUGAUGGAGAAAAUAGACCACAACCAGAAGAAGCCGGGUGAAUGGCAUCGACAUGGGAAACCGGCUCAAUGGGUGACCUUCUGGGACGGUCCUGGGCUCUUCAUGUUCGGCGAUCAUACACACGCGUGCGGCAAGGAAAGCGCCCGGGGCAUGUAGUCGCGGCUCGAGUUCGCCAAUUAGGUCCGCAAUCGGUGUUUGAGGAUGUGGUGCAUCAUGUCCGUCCGCGCGCCCACGGACGGGACACGGCGGGAUCCCGAUCCCGUUCACUGGCUGCGCCGCCACGUUGUCGUUGGAAUGGCGUGCCGUGGCGUCGAGCCAAAGCAAUCUUGGCUGAUGCCAUGCCGUGACACCUCACUCUCCGCUUACCCAGAACAGCUCGGCAGUUUGCGUCGCACAACGGACUCCCAAACCUAUCUCAAACCACAUGGGAUAGCGAAAGGUACAGAGCCGGUCGUGUUGUCAUGUUGUCAUCCCACAAGGUUACCGGCGCCGAGUAGUUAUGCAUGUUUUUGGGCCACCGGGCUUGUCGUCGUCAGUUGCUGGUUCAUCUCCACAGUCGAGUUAGAUGAGAACAUCUGGGCGAAAUUGGCUAGUGUCAUUUGCCUAGGUAACGGAAUUGAGCUCUGCCCGUGGACUUUUCAGAUGACGUUCGCUGCGAGCGAAUGCGCGACUUGAAUCGUGAACUGUGCCACAGCAGUAGAGGUGCACCUGUUGACAGAGGUAGUUGGGGGCGGUUGAGGUUUGUCCAACUCAACCUCGAAGGUGCUGCGAAGUGACAAGGAUGCCGCAGUGCAGAACCUGUACCCAUCAACUUCCAUUGAACCUGCCGGGCUACAGAACUGACUUGUGCCGCAUCUUGCGUGUUGGUGCCUUCCAUAUCCCUCGAAACUUGCUUUGUUGUUUUUCGCAUCAUCGUCCUCC
This is a messenger RNA of Parathielavia appendiculata, 1071 nucleotides long. RefSeq lists its product as uncharacterized. NCBI's taxonomy places the organism in Eukaryota, Fungi, Ascomycota, Sordariomycetes, Sordariales, Chaetomiaceae. The coding region runs from base 364 to 825 and encodes 153 amino acids. The record is from RefSeq and is a predicted model, not a curated record. The transcript is spliced from 2 exons.